Molecule: messenger RNA, 459 nt
Organism: Kwoniella botswanensis
Lineage: Eukaryota; Fungi; Basidiomycota; Tremellomycetes; Tremellales; Cryptococcaceae
Exons: 2
Coding region: 1-459 (152 amino acids)
Source: RefSeq, a predicted model, not a curated record
AUGCCACCCAAACGACCUUGUCCAACGUCCGUCGAACUCGAGAUCGACCAACUCAUCGACGAUAACCUCGAUAUCGAUAUCAAACCAUUCUUCCCUAAGUCCAACUCAGAAAUUUCAGAAGAAGAUUCACUCAAAGAUAUCAAACCUAACCCCGUGCAUACCUCUACAUCAUCAGCAGCUAGGAAGAGAUCAAAAUCCAACACCCAAUCCAGUAUCAAAACACCGAGAUCUACUCCAACGAAAUCCACUCUUUCUCCUGUCAGGUCCGAAAACCCCCCUAACGCUGCUAGUGCAAAAGCGAGAUUGGCAGAAGUGAUCAUUGAAUCUGGACUGAAAGGGUACGAUAGAAACCAAGUUGAACUUGAGACCGGUUUGACCAAGAAUCAACAAAUUGAAAUGCUCAAAAAGGGAAGAGGAAGUUUAUGGAAAGCCUUAUAUGGGUUUGCAUCUACUCUUUGA